Bacillus rossius redtenbacheri is the source of this 2184-nucleotide messenger RNA. Its product is annotated as gastrula zinc finger protein XlCGF8.2DB-like. Gene Ontology annotation, biological process: regulation of transcription by RNA polymerase II. The coding region runs from base 524 to 1792 and encodes 422 amino acids. The record is from RefSeq and is a predicted model, not a curated record. Gene Ontology annotation, molecular function: DNA-binding transcription factor activity; RNA polymerase II cis-regulatory region sequence-specific DNA binding. NCBI's taxonomy places the organism in Eukaryota, Metazoa, Arthropoda, Insecta, Phasmatodea, Bacillidae. Gene Ontology annotation, cellular component: nucleus. The transcript has 5 exons.
AAUUUUUAAUUUUAUUUGUUUGUUUACUUACACUUGAAAACCGUGAAUAUGAAAAUAGAAAGGUUACACUACAGUAUUAAUAUAUUAAGGUGUGAUUUCCUAAGUUAAUGUUGUAUUUUCUAUCAAUUUUACAUUACUUAUUCGUAAUUCUUAUUCAAAAAUUUUAUUAUUUUUGACAUGAAUUUCCGACAGGAAUAUGAAUGUUUUUAUCUCGGUUUGGGUGUCACUUCGACUGAGGAUUCGGCACUGUUUAAAACUCGUAAACCAUGAAAGCUACACAGUUGAAGUAAAUAUAUGUUAGUAGAACAAACUUUUCUCAUCAUUAUGUAUGGCUCACCAGGUUAACAUUGGCAGUGAUUACGUAAUGAGCGUUGGUGGGAAAGUCGGUGAGAGCUGUUACUCCGAAAGUAAUAGACCGAUUUGCUUGAACUUUUAAGUUGCUGUUGAGUGAGCAUUGAGUGGUGCUAGUUGAAUGGAAUAACAAUAAAGUUUCUAACUUUUGUUUAAAACCAUCAAAGGCAAAAUGCCUAAGCGAAAACGGGUUAUGUUGGAGAAAAGAAAGAAAACAAGCGAAAUCGCCCGAGCAGAAGCAAUUAAAAACGCAGAGAAGUGUCGUAGGUAUCGAAUGAGGCGAAAAUUAGCCAAGAGAAAUGAUCCAGCAGGACAAAACGAGCCCCCGAACAAGGCUCAGCCGUCUACCUCGCGAGAAGCGACGGGGGAUGCAGAAAAUUUUAUGUUAUUGGACGUGGUCAUGGACAGCCAACUUCCUAUUGAGUUUGUGAAUAUGAAUGAUUUUGAUCCUUUUUCAUCAUCUUUCACAAGAAGCAUAAAACAGGAAGUCAAUGACUCUAGCGUGAGGCAUGACAGUUUUGAUGUAGACGCCACAGCAACUUGGGAUUCCGAGUGCUCGUCGAGAGCGCUGGAAGUGAAGCAAGAGCUGCGAGGAGACGAGCUGGAUGCUGCAGCAGUGUGUUCAGCUGAACUUGCGGAGGCAGGAGACCCUGGAUAUGACUCGAACAACGCAGAGCCAGUCAACAACAUCAUGAAGGUCAUUACACUUCCUUCAGAGACGAAGCAGUAUACUUGUUCAGUUUGCGAUGCGAAAUUCGCCAAGAGGUAUCACUUGAACCAUCACGUGUUCCUCCACACAGGCGAGAAGCCCUUUGCGUGCCCGGUCUGCGAUGCCAAGUUCGCCCGAAGGGCACACAUGCAGCAGCACCUGUCUCGGCACCUGGGCGAGAAGCCCUAUUCGUGCUCCAUUUGCGACGCGAGGUUCGCCCAGAGCGGGCACGUCAAGAGGCACAUGCUGACCCACGCGACGGACAGGACGUACGAGUGCGCGGUCUGCGGGUCGAAGUUCACCACCAAAAGCUGCCUGAACACCCACGUGUCGACACACGCCGAAGACAAGCCCUAUGCGUGUGAAGUCUGCAACGCGAGGUUCGCCAGGCAAUGCUACGUCACUCAGCACAUGUCGACCCAUGGGACGGAGAAGUCAUUCAAGUGCUCCGUGUGCGACACCAAGUUCCCCAGCAAACGUCUCGUCGGUCAGCAUUUGCGCGUCCAUGGUGGUGAGAAACCUUUCGUCGGUCCCGUGUGCAACGCAAAAUUUGAGCAGAGCGGUAACUUGCACAGACACAUGUCUGUACAUGGAGAGGAUGGAUAUGCGUGCUCUCUCUGUGAGGCCAAGUUUCCAACAAAUAUCUGCAAGAACAAACACAUGUUAACUCAUAUUAACGAGACACACAGUUCUGGUGGUAGUGAAACUUCUGUUAUUGUUAAGAUGGCGUGACAUAACAAUUCUAAUUGUGUGCCAUGAUUGUGAUAAAAUGUCUAUGAUGAUAUGUCAAAAAAAAAAGAGGGAAUAAUAAUUAUUGGUUAGAAAAUUCCAAAGACAUGAUAUUAUAUAUGGAAGUUAAACUUUGUGUAGUAAAGAACUAUAGUGAAUGAAAGCUGUUCAGAUGUUUUCCUAUGAUACUUUAAAUGAUUGCAUGUUAACAAUUGGAAGAACUGAUAGUAAAAUAAUAGAUGUAAAAACACUGCAACAGCAACUACAGUUGUGAAAAUAUUCUACCAUGUUUUAUUGCAUAAUAUUUUAUACUAACAUCAAAUUGGAAAAGUAGGGGUGCAAUUUUUAUGUGAGAAAAGUAUUUUUGUUGAAGUAAAGUUAUUCAUAAAAACAAA